AUGCACGACAAGACCGCAGAUGAGGUGCAGGUGCACACCCCUGUCGACAGCGAGCGUGGCACUCUCAAAGAUGUCACCAAUGAUGCACUUCAACUUGCUUCUCUCGGUCAUACCGAAGAACUCGAACGGAACUUCAGUUUGUUUGCCCUGAUCGGCCUGGGUUUCGUCUGCUCCGGCAGCUGGUCCGGAGUGGCUCAAUCUCUGGUAGCUGGUGUCAACUCCGGCGGCCCAGCAGUGCUUGUAUAUGGCGCAAUUGUGAUACCCGGAAUGGUCUUGAUGAUUGUACUGUCGCUGGCUGAGAUGGCAUCGGCAUAUCCUACUACUGCAGGUCCUUUGGAAUGGACAUUCAGAUUGGCACCUCCAAAACAUGCUGCAUUCUUGAGUUGGAUGACCGGCUGGUCCAAUAUGCUUGCUUGGAUCGUUGGCGCUUCUGCAAAUGUCGCCGUCAUGACAUUCCAAGUCGUCUUCCUAGCCAACUUGUACAACCCGAGCUAUGAGUCGAAACCCUGGCAUAUCUUCCUGAUUAUGGAAGCUUUGCUCAUCCUGAACUGCUUGAUGAACGUCUUUGCGACCAGGCUGCUGCCCUUGAUAGACAGAAUCGAGUUUUGGUGGUUCCUCGGCUCGUUCUUCAUCGUGUCCAUCACUGCAGUAGCAGCAGCCAACCCCCACCAACCUGCUAAGUUCGUGUUUGGCACCUUCAUCAACUACACAGGCUGGGAUAAUAGCUUCGUUGUUUUCAUGAAUGGAUUGGUCAUCACCGCUGGUAACUUCUGCGCCCUGGACAGCAUCAGUCAUCUUUCGGAAGAAAUGUCGAACCCCAGUCGAACAGUGCCAAAGGCCAUGUUCCUGACAAUCGGCAUCGGAGCUAUCACUGACUUGUUGGUGAGCAUCUGUCUGAUGUUCUCCGUGGGUCAGGAUCUGGAUGAAUUCUUUAGCAGCGGAGCACCCUACCUGACAAUAAUGCUUACCUCAACCGGCUCCAAGGCUGCCGCGGCAUGUAUCUCGACGAUUCAGCUUGUCAACAAUUUCAACAGCACUACCUCGGUCAUCCAAGUGGGUAGUCGAAUCAUCUGGUCAUUCGCCCGUGAUGGCGGCUUUAUUUUCCCCAAAUUCUUCGCGAAGGUCAACAAAAGCCUUGCCUGCCCCGUACCAGCCGUCAUAAUGUCGUGGGCCAUCGCAGCCUUGGUGUCGGUGCUGUACCUCGCCUCGACCACGGCCUUCAACGCAUUGAUGUCGUGUCUUGUUCUUCUGGGCUACGUUGCUUACUCGAUCCCGAUCGUCUGCCUGAUGUUACGUGGGCGCGUAUAUGACCGAGAAGGUGCCUUCAAGCUCGGCAAGUACGGUUGGGCCAUCAACGGGGCAGCUGUGUUCUUCAUGACGCUCUUGGGUAUCUUCUUCUGCUUCCCGAUCUACUUGCCUGUUACGAAGGACAACAUGAAUUACGCUAGUGUUGUUUCUGUCGGUCUGUUGGUAAUCGCGUGGCUGUUGUGGAUUUUUGUAGGCAAGAAGUCCUUUACUGGUCCUUCUCUUAACGGCAUCCAUAUCAAUGCGGCGCCUGCAGAGACGAAGGAAAAGAUCUGA
Molecule: messenger RNA, 1581 nt
Organism: Exophiala viscosa
Lineage: Eukaryota; Fungi; Ascomycota; Eurotiomycetes; Chaetothyriales; Herpotrichiellaceae
Product: amino acid/polyamine transporter I
Exons: 10
Coding region: 1-1581 (526 amino acids)
Biological process (GO): transmembrane transport
Cellular component (GO): membrane
Molecular function (GO): transmembrane transporter activity
Source: RefSeq, a predicted model, not a curated record